This is a messenger RNA of Pongo pygmaeus (Bornean orangutan), 792 nucleotides long. RefSeq lists its product as uncharacterized. NCBI's taxonomy places the organism in Eukaryota, Metazoa, Chordata, Mammalia, Primates, Hominidae. The record is from RefSeq and is a predicted model, not a curated record.
AUGCCAAUACACUUAUCCCCCCACUCCCACAUCACACAGACCAUUCAACACACUCCUCACAUGCUCUGGCCACACAGUAAACACACACAGACCACAGAGCUCGUGUCUGGGCUGCCCUGGUGCCCUCCUCUGGGCUCCUGCCAGCCUCAGCAUUUACCCACCAUUGAGGGCAGGGACCCAUCCAUCUCCGUUUUCCUCCAUUUCAGCUCAGGGCCCUGCACCAAGUCUCUCCCAGUUGUUGCUUGGACCCAGACUCCUCCCACAGUCACCACUGUCACAGUCCCACCUCCUUCAAGGUCUCAAACACCCCUCCCCUGUUUCUGGCAGGAGCCGUCUUCACUCCCUCUAUUGCCUCUCCAGGCCCAGACUUCACCCUCAGGUCACCCUCACCUGGACUUUGGGGCCCACACCCCGCCCCAGGCCCUGGCCUCUGGAAUAUUUGGAAACUUGAACGGGGCCUGAGGCUUAAGCUCACAUCUGUCUGGAGCCUCAACUUUCUCCUCUGUAAAAUGGGCUGACACUGAAAGAACCUUGCAGAAUCUCAGCAACGUCACAGUGGACAUUGUUAGCACAGCCAGCGGGCUCCUGCUGGGCUGAGUUUGUGGGUAACCCAAGCCUCGGCAGGUACAGUUCCUCCCUCAGCCCAGUGCAGAUGCAUCUGACUUACGAAACUUCAGUGACACCUGCUCUGUGCCAGACACCGAAGAUGGAGCAGUGAACAGCGCUGACCCAGUCUGUCCUCCUGUUGCCUGCAGGCCAGGUAGGAAACACACUGGAAACUGGUAACUCCAU